Porites lobata is the source of this 11196-nucleotide messenger RNA. Lineage: Eukaryota; Metazoa; Cnidaria; Anthozoa; Scleractinia; Poritidae. The record is from the annotation of a GenBank genome assembly.
GAGAAGCACUUCUAUCCCCGACAGUGAGAAAGCUGUCUUGGACUUGCUGCCACUGACGAGGCGAAGUGAACAAAACGUCAACCUUCGCUGUGUGGUCAUCUCAGUCAAGCAAAGAGUGAGUGACUUUGAUUUGAAUAUGCCAGUUCCCGCUUAAAUUUGUUAAGUUGUUAUUUUAGAAGGACAAGGCUUUCAGCUGGUAAAAACUAAUUGUUAAAGUAAAACAACUUCAAAGUCUGGAAUCGGCAAAAGUCAAUUUUCGCAGCAAGAAGAAAUCAUGAAGUACUAUAAACACUGCACGUUGUAGCUUUCGCGGCAUUUUUCCUCCGUGCGGCAUAUUGCCGUUUCUAAGUUCAACCUAAAAUACAGCAGAGUAGUUAAGCUGAACGUUUGGUGUUUGAGCGCAACGCGCAAAUAGCCAAAAUAUCAACCUUUUCGUCAUUUACAUCAAGCCCACUGAACUGAUGAAAGCAUGUCUUGUUCAUGCUGCAAAGAAAACAGCACAUUAAUGAUUUACAUUUCAAUGACGCGAGGUUUUCGUGACGGGAAAAUUAAACAUAUUGAAAUUAGUCUCAAAAAGCCACGGUUAUGUUCUGGUACGGCGAUAUUAUUCGUUGUUUUGUUUUUGAAUUAGGCUAAGAUUUAGGUUUUGUCUACCGAACUUACAGAUUCUUACCCGCAUCACAUUUUAAAUUGGUCCAGUUGCCCUGUUUGCGGUAGUGAUUGAAAUGCAAGAAGUUGGGUUCUGAUGGCUUUUGAGAAUGUAAAUUAACUUUCUCUACUCGAAGUUGUCCUUGUAUAUUGCUGGUGUUUACAAUUCUACUUAAUUUGAUUUGCGUCGGAUACGCAGAUAUCAAGAACAGCUACUGAACAACACGGACCUUUACACUUUGAGCUCGAUAACGAAAAAAUGCGCGAAGGAUUAUAGACUUAAGCUUCUUCAACGUUUGGCGAAUGUGUUAAUAAGAAAGGUAAACCUUGCGUUUUUACAAAUCGCUCUGUUUUAGUUGACAUAUCAUCACAGAUCAUGACAGCCUUAAAGAAUGGGCGUGAUGCAUAGCGACGGAACAGCUGAUUUUGAAAACAGCGCAUCAACCUAUGAAAUUUAUCAAUUGAAUCCGGUUGGUAAAAUUUCGAGGCAAAACACGACAUGAUUGACUUGAGAAACAACAAAAUCUCGUAUUGUUAUUACUAUUUUGAUGUGCCACUUGUUUUUUUUUUUAUCAUUCGAUAAGAGGAUAAACAAGUUCGAUGGCUCAACCCUCAAUUUUUGAAACCCAAUUCUCACGUUCCAUGCUGAGAACACUUUCAUGAAAUUGACAAGAUAGCGCCUGUCACGCUAUCAUCUUUUGGACGAUCUAGAGCUUCUUCUGUCGAAGGAACGUUUUUCAAUCACAGUUUCGACAGAAGUCUUCACUGCCUUAAUUGAAUCACCCAACUCUUAUGCCGGUUUCAGGUGAACUUUUAAUGAUUAAUAAGUGACCAGGGGCAAUAAACUGUACAUGCAGUAACUUCGGUGUUGACAGCAUACAGUUGAUUCAAGAUGGCGAUAAUUGGUUUCUAAAGAUCUCAGCACAAAUGCUUGAGACGGAAUAAGUAGUUUGAUCACCAAAUGUCACAAAUUUGGUAGUCGAAAAGAGAAAAGAAGUCGUUUGUGUAUCGCAUCAUUACCGAAACGUUCCAAACUGAAGCACGGAUUUAUCUUGAGAUGAUUAAAUUACGAUAGAUAGCAAACGUCGCAACUUUAUUUUACUUCGGCAAUCAUUUCCUUUGAUCAGAGAUUUUGAAUUUGAUUUAACAGGGCAAGAUUUUAGGCAAGAGAUCAACACACGUAAAUCAUCUGAAAUAUUUCAUUUUCUACAAGAAAAAAACUUUCGAAAGAUCAAUAUAUGGACAUUUACGUUAACUAUGUUGACGAUGCAUUAAAAAUAAUCUUUAAAGCGGCAAUACCCUUCAAAGCUAAACUUGAUCAAAACCAAGAUAGAAUGAGAUACCCCACUCUCUCUUGUCAAAAACUAACCAUUUACUGACGUGUUUUAUUUCGAACCUUAUCAAAUAAACUAUUUUUGUACCAGGAAAUAUGACGUUUGACUUUUAAGGCAAAAUAUAUCAGCGACAUCGCGUUGCCACCCAGGUCGUUUGGUGUGAUCAGUUCUGUCCGACGUUGCAAUACUUAAUAACUUUUUUAAAACAAUCCAAUUAGUAAAUGGGAGAACUAAUCUAUUCACUCAACGUUUACACUAAUUUAAUUUCAGUCAGAAGACGUGCCCUUAAAAGUAAAAUGUAAAUGAUAAAAACGUUUUCCGAUGUCAGAGAAGAUAUUGUCAAUUUUAUCGUGUUCCAACUGAUAUGAAUACAGAAUUCUAAAAAUAAUAAGUGGCGUAGCUGAUUAGCCAUUCAGAGUGCUGUAACACCCACUUUCUCUUUUAUUUAACAUGGAUUGUUUGAGAGGACGCUUCUAGAACUUUCAGCUGCACUAUGGAUGUUUUUCAGAAAAUCCGAAGACCUGACUCUAAAAUGUUAUUAAUUACACGCUCAAUAAAAAUUGCUAAAAACAUUUAUACAGCCAGAAAAUCUAGAAAUAGAAUUUGUUGCAUUAUUUCUAUGCUAGAAAUGUGAAUGACUUCACUGCACUGUUGUCAUCGAGUUCACCGCAAAUCCAUUUAUAAAUCUAACUUUCAAAACGAAUUUCUUGCUCUACUCUGAUGAAUUUCAGUGGUCAUUGGUAUAAAAAUGAAGUUAGACUGCAUAAGCAUUUUAAAAGAGUUGUUCAGUGUCGUGUAUUGUAAGCAAGGGAUUACUGUAAGAACAAUUAAUCCAUUAUAAUAGUCCCUCCAACGAAAUGAUUCAAGGAUAAUAUUGUGUUCUAAAAUAAUUAGCAUUGUUUCAUUAAGCCCUAAGGUAAUUCUCUGAAAAAGCAUUGCAUUUUUUUCUUAUGGGAGAAAACAUGGUCAGCCAGAACACAACACAACUUACUUAAACAAAAAAAAGCUUUGUGUCUAUUUAUCAUCGCUGGCUAAAAGACUUGUAAAAAAGUCUGGCUAGACAGGGAUUUUUAAAGGAGCUAUGUCAUGCUAUUUGCCAUCAUUUUGAAAAGCUAAAAUGUGUCUUCGCAUCAAUAAUUGAAUUCUAAAAAUAAUGUUCCAGUUUUGUUUUUUUUUAAGACUACAGUUAGGUACUGAAACUGUUUCCUGUCAUCUGUUCCUACAGAUGAGAAGGACGGACAAGGAUUGAAGCCUGAAAAGUUUGGCCAGCUAUUUCAAGUUUUUUUAAAAUGCCAUGCCUGCAAAAAUCACCAAAAAAUACUAUGAUCAGUGCUCGCUGAUGAAAUUUGCUUGCUAUCUUUUUCAUAACCCUACAGGAGGAUUUUGUGUGUUAGUAAAGAGGCUCUCUUGGCGGGGUUACAUGUGGCCCGCGUCUGAACUUCAAAACCUGGGCCCGGUUCCUCAAAAGAUGGUUAAGUUUAACCCAGAAUUAAGCCAAAAUUUAAGCAAGGUUUUCUAGUCCAAGAACAUGAAACUUGAGCUUACAAAAUACUGUUGUGCUGUUGUACUGUUGUGAGGGGGUAUGGUUAUUUUCUAGAGCAACACACUAUAAAAUCACAUAUUCUCUACAUUUUUCUUCACACAUUUUUAGUGGUGUUUAUGAGGACAAUUUGACUUUUCAAGACUUAAAUUUCAUUAUUUUCGAAUUUUCUUUCCUUUUAUGACCUCAUAUUUUGAUCAUCUAAUACGGGUCAAGAAGACUGUAGACUUUUAACUUUUUUUUAACUCCCAUGCUUGAUGAAAAGUCAACAAAACAACAUACUGUUUCAACCAACUACUACUGACUAAAAUUAGGAGGAUUGUGUUAACUGUAAGUAUCAUUCAUCAUUUCUGGUCCCUUAAACCAAAAAUGAGGUUCUACAUUACUGUUUGAAAAUGUAAAUGUUCUCUGUUCUUGAUAUUAAGUGCACUCUGUGCUUAUUGAGGGUGUAAACUUUAUCCUAUAACCAGGGAGACCAGCGUCUAAAUUCUCAAUACAUUGGCACUCAUUUAUUUCACAUAGAACAUUAGAAUAAAGGAAACAACCAUCCAAACUAUUUUUUUUUUGUUACUUUUCUCAGUAAUUGAUUGAAUGAGAUAUAUAUGGAGAAAAGCAAGUUGAUUGUGAUAAGGGCUCAACAGGGGAGCACUUACAACUAUAUUUAGAAUCUUUUGUUUUAAUUAGCGAAGCUUCCAUUAAUUUGGAAAUACUGAUGUAUAUUGUUCAAGCAAUGGGUGGGCCAAAACAAAGCAGACAUACACUGUAAUAAAAUGGUGUACUUAGCAAGUUCAGUACUGUUUAUAAAAGAGUGUAAUCAGCACUCCAUUUAGGGUUUAAUUAUAUUGAUCAAAGUUUUGUUUAAUAGGUUCAUCAAUGGUUUGCCAAUGAUCCGUUAACUUAGUGUGAAAUUUCCUGUUUAUGGGAGGCAAAGAAAACUGCAAGAUUUUUGGCCACAAAAUGAGCUGCAGGAUAUACAUUUUCCUGCUCAUGUUGACAGUAACAUGCGGCAAAGAACAUGACAACCAUUACAGUAGACUGCCAAAUGCCAUAGCAGUUAUUGGGAGACCAUUUAAAUACCUUUUACCACAUCAGAAUGGAAAUCAAGGAGAAUAUGAGGUAACUGUUCAAGCAUCGUUUAUACAAUAAUUUAUAUUUAACGGUAUUCCUCGAGCCCCAAUGGACUCUGAGUCAAUAGCCCAUGAGGGUGAGAGGAAUAAUUAUUGUUUUAGUAAAAUCCAACUAGUUGGUCAAAAAUAUCGAGAAUACAAAAAUUUUAGUUAGUUAAAGCUAGACUUUAAUCCUUUUUUGCCACCACAAAGCCUGUGCAUUUUGCUACUAGUGUGCUAUAACAUAUAGCCUAGUAGUAGCUCAACCAAUCAGAAUGCAGCAUUGAUGAUAGACCACUAGUUGGAUUUUACUAAAAUAUUAUAUUCAAUAAUAUGCAGGGCUAAAAAAAAACAACUUCUGUCCAGUUGUCUAGGACAAGUAGCAUUUCUUGCUAAGCCAGUAACUUUUUAAGCUCAUCUGCCCACUGGGGAAGGGUCCAGGCAAAACAACCAAUUAUAACAAAACCAUUAACUAAGACAGACAGGCAAGCAGGCAUGGUCUCAGGCAAACAAAAUGAGAGAGCUGCUUGUACAAAGGCCAAGCUGGAAUUCAAGUUUUUUCGAGACCUGAAUAAAUAGUAACGAAAUACAUGUAGAAAACAACAUCGUGUGCUAGCUAAGUCUCUUUAGACAUCAUAUUUUGUCAGUUUGAGUGCAUUGACCCUUCCCCAACGGGUGAUUGAUGGAAUCUUGUAAAUGCUUCUAGCUUUUGAGUUUGUAGACAAAACCCUGCCUUGUGACCACUCAAAUGAAACCUCUUAGCUGGUACUUCACAUAGUGUGCUAAAUUGUUUCCAUUGAAUUUUGACUUUGUCCUCUUUUGGGUGUAAAAGUGUACUUGCAUUAGCAGAUAACCAUGAUACGCUAGAAACGAUAUUAUUUCAAGGCCUCCACUCAACAAGCUAGACUUUGGACAUAAUUUACCGGACAUAUUUUUGUUGAUGGACCUACAUACUAAAUUAUGCACACAAGGAUCUUGAAUAGUUAUAGAAAAAAUAAAGUCACUUUGUUUGAAUGCAAGGCAGGUAGACUUGACCUUUUUUCCUUUUUUGCUUUCAGGCUGUAGAAAAAGGAAGAUCAACUUUACCCAAAUGGCUGUCUUUUGACUCCUCCAAAAACCAACUAAACGGGGUACCCCUGUGGCGUGACAAAGGCAAGGUUGAGAUUGAAAUCCAAACAAGCAAGUAUGAAAAGUCUGUUCUUUCAAUUGAUGUUCAAGAUUUACACAGUGUGCUAAACAACCAGUCAGCGUACUCGAAUGAGACCAAGGUACCCUCAUUCAGAAAGCCCCAGUGUUCCCAUGGCAAGCCAGUAGCAGUGGCGACAGUCCUGUUUGACCUUCAUAUGGGGAACCUUUGUGGAGAUGAGAGAAUGAAACUAAUGAGGAAACUGUCAGACUUUGUUGAUGUUGACAUGGCAGAUCUGCACAUGUCUGUGGGCAAAGGACACAACACAGCAUUUGGUCUUAAGGAUGUGACAAUGGUGACAGCUGGUCCUGGAGAUGUCGCCGAUUCCAAGCACCCUGGUGUUGCAGUUUCCUGGCAGAUUGGCUGUGGAACUGAUGUCACAGGUGUGUAUAGUGCUGCCAGUAAUCAAAUUUACCUUUGUGUGAGGGGAAUUUGAUCGGUGAAGGGUGACACAAAAGUUGAAAAAAGAUCCUACUGAGGAGCCAGCCAAAAUUUAGUUAAUGAUCAUCACUUCCUUUUAAAAAAAGGCAAAACAAGAUUUUUGCUUUUUGAAACUUGCAGUGGCCAUGAAUCAACUACUGUUCUUUAAAUAAAAAAGCCAGGCUGUUAGAUUUUAAUCUUAUCUCCUUUUUUAAUGAAGGAUUACAAGUGGCGUCUGUAUUGAAGUCUAGCUCUGAGAGAGGAACAUUCAAGCAGGCUCUCGAGGCACAAGUCACUGGCUGGCACAUUACCACUGGUCAACCAAAAGCUCAUCAUCAGAGAGUGCGCAGACAAAUAAACAAUCUGAAUCCAACUCCAGUCAUAACACAACAGUUUGGAACUAUUGUAGCUACAAGAAGAAUUUACGCAACCAUUACUCCAACCUUCUCAGCAGCACCUCCAAGUUUAAUUCCUGGUGGCAUUACAGUGACCUUGUCUUCCAUUGUGACUCCAACUGUGGCUGUCAAAGACAACAAGAAACCAACAAUCUUAAGUCAAAUGCCCCCACUGAAUGUUUUUCUGGGGACAAGCUUCCAAUAUCGCAUACCACCAGACAUGCUGUAUGAUCCAGAAGAUGGUUUUACCAGAAAUUUAAAACUGGAAGUUAAAACAGAUAAUGGUGAGGACCUUCCAGCAACUUCCUGGAUAUUGUUCAGUACUUCAAAACAAGAGUUGUAUGGUAUGGCUCACGGCAAAGAUGUCAUUGGAUUGCAUACCUUCUAUCUUGUUGCUACUGACAGUCAAGGGGACACUAUAGAUUUCAAAUUCAACGUGCAGGUUUCAGAAGGUGGCAUUGCAUAUAAUAACCAGUUUACGAUUUGUUUGAAGUAUGAUUACAAAAUGUUUAUGAACAACAUUGAAAAUCGCCUGAAGUUAACCAAAAUUAUCUCUAAUUAUUAUGGUGUGGCUGAGACAAGCUUGCAUGUGGCCUCAUACUUCUACCGCCAUGGAUAUAUUUUCUUUACAUUCCAAUUUCAAUCUUCAGCCUCAUAUUAUGACUGCAACAGUGCUUUCUUGAGAAAUCUUAAAGAUGGCUUUGGCAAUAACAAAGAGCUAAAUGCAGAAUUCAAAGGAUCCCUAGGUCGUGCCGGGUUCAAUGUGAUGUACGGCUUCUACAAAGGACUUGGUCCUUGCAUGACAACUACAAAUGUGAAUACUCCACCACAACUCAACAGACCCAUAGGCACCCUUCACAUGUAUUUGGGACAAGGAUUCCGCUUCACCAUCCCCUACAACACAUUCUAUGACAGUCAAGACUACUAUAGUCCUGGCCUAAAGCUUGAAAUGAGAACAAACAAUAAUGAGGCUCUACCCGCCAACUCUUGGAUUCUAUUUGAUUCCACUCGGCAACAAAUCUAUGGCCAAACAAACAAUAUGGCUUUGGUUGGACCCCAUGGGUAUCGCAUAGUUGCCAUUAACAGUGCUGGACUAGAAGCUUUUGAAAGUGUUAGAUUUGAGGUACGGAGCAGUACAGUUCGUUACAAUCAUGAGUUUGCCAUACGUCUGGGUCGAAGACGUUCGUCCCAAGCUCCUGGCGUGCAUGGUUAUACUUAUGAAGACUUGGCAGACAAUGCUGCCAUAAAAAUAUCUCUACUGAAGUCAAUUGCUAAUUACUAUGGACUGGACUUAGGUCAUGUGCGCAUUAUCAAUUAUGUGCAAGGUCCUUCUGUAAAAUUUAUGUUUGACUACAUUCCAUAUGAGGACUGUGAUAACUCAAACCUGACAAAGCUAAUAAAUGGCUUCUGGGACAGCAAGGAAAAAGAAAUGAAUAGAGCCUUUGUUGCAGCCCUUAAAGAGGACAACUUUACUGUAACAACAGGCUACUACUGGGGUAUGGGUUCAUGUCAGAGUCUCACUCCCCUAACAAAAGAUCAAGAUAGUCCACCAAAUGAAAUUGAGCGCAUCUCUAGGAAAGUAACGCAUCUGGGGCAGGCACUAAAACUCCACAUUCCUUUCAACACUUUCUAUGAUGAACAGGAAUUUUACACACCUAACUUGAGGCUAAGUUUGAGAACACAAGAUGGAAGUGAACUGCCAGGUAUAUACUGGAUCACUUUGGACUCACAGCAGUACAUUUAUGCUUUGCCACUACGUGUGAACUUUGCUGGAAAUCACAGAUUUAAAUUGAUUGCAAGAGACAGGUUGGAACAAACAGGAGAAAGCACCUUGAGAGUAAACGUUAAGAGUGAUGGAAACUCUUAUAAUCACGAGUUUGGCAUUCACCUCGACAACUAUGCUUUGCUGAAAAAUAAUGUUGACAUGAUGGUGAAAUUGGUAGUAAAGAUUGCUGCAUAUUAUGACCUGGAUUACACAAAUGUGAGAGUACUCAGUCAGGAUCAAGACAUGUUUAGGUUUCAAUUUGAUCACAUAAGGUCAUGUAAUGAUUCAAACCUUAUUAAACUGAUUAAUGGAUUCUGGAAUGACACACAACAACAGCUGAAUCAAGCAUUUGUGGCAGCACUUUCACCAGAUUUCCAAGUUACUAACGUGGAUAGCUAUUACAAUCUUCUUAAACCAUGCAGUGGAACCAAUCGGCCACAGUUGCGUACAGAUGUUCCUACCCUUACUGUAGAACAGGGAAUUAUAUUCAAGUAUCAAAUUCCUGUCAACACAUUUUAUGACAAGGAAGAUGGCUAUACUCCUAACCUUAAACUUGAAAUGACAACAAUGGAUCACCGAAAGAAUCUGCCAUCUUGGAUUUUCCUUGACUCUGUAAAACAAAACAUAAUUUGUUUGGUAACUGACAGCAAUGUGGUUGGCCUCCACUCCUUUUACCUCGUUGCCAUAGAUAAAGAUGGGUUAAAAGCAAAAGAUAAAAUUGACAUACAGGUGACAGAACACACUGUGAAAUACAACCACAAGUUUUCAAUUGAUGUUAUUGAUGGAACAGCUGGUGACAAUGUGAAAGGAAAAGUAGCUUUGGUUAACAAGCUUGCAGCAUAUUUUGUUGUGAGUGUCAAGGACAUCCACAUUGGCAGCUAUGGUCCAGUUUGUACUUUUCGGUUGGUCUCACUCCAAGACCUUAAAUGUGACGAUCCCAAGCGCAAGAAGAUCAUCAGCAGUUUUGAAGUCAACAAAAAGUUGAAUGAAAAUUUCAUUACCGCACUUAAACCAGAAUUUGACGUGACAUCUGGCAAGUACGAAGGUCAAGGAGUCUGUGGGGUACCAACCCCAGCAGGAAACACUCCACCUAAAGUGUACAACCAUGUAGACCGGUUAAACGUUUUCCAGGGACAAGGAUUACGAUUUAUCAUUCCAAGUGAUUCAUUUUAUGACAAAGAAGACCUUGACACUCCAAAUCUUUCACUGGACUUGAGGACGACUGAUGAUAAAGAACUUCUAAACACAUCCUGGAUCCUUCUGAAUUCAUCACGCCAAGAGAUUUAUGGCCUCCCCACUGACAUCAACAGAGUUGGACUGUAUGAGUUUUUCUUGAUCGCUUCAGAUAAGCAAGGAUUAAGGGCUUUUGACGGCUUUGAAGUAAGCGUUUCAGAAGACACCAAGCCAUUUAACCAUAAAUUUAAUAUUGUCCUGGACUAUGAUAAUGCCACCUUCAUAGAUAAUGUGGGAAUCAGAGUCAUGCUGUUGGACAAGAUUGCCAAUUUCUUUGGCGUGAACUUCACCAGCGUGCGUGUUGUCAGUUAUGCCCCAGGUGUUUUAUUUUCAUUCUAUUUUGAUUUCAUUCCAUAUGAUGACUGCCUUCAUCCUUCCCUAAAGAACCUCCUCGCAAAGUUUUGGCUCGAUAAGGCAUUGAAUAAAGCUUUCAUGGCUGCACUUCUGCCACAGUUUAGAGUCCUUUCAGGAUCUUAUGAAAAGCUUGGACCAUGUGCGGCAGUUCUUGUUGAUGAUCCCGGUGCCUUAAUUGGAGACCGCCCUGGAGGAAUAUGGUGGACGUACGCAAUUAUACCUGCUAUUGUGCUUGCUAUUAUCCUCCUCAUCAUUGGCUGUUGUUUGUUGAUUAUGAUGGGAUGUCGUCGAAAGCAGAAAUUGUCAGGAGCACAGAAGACAACCUUCAUUUACAAGAAGAAACCCAUUGUUCUCCAGGAAGAAUAUGAGAUCAAAGAACAACUAUUGAAGCAACCGAUUGUGCUGCCAAAUGAAAAACCACCCGUACCACCAAUGUAUUCACGAAGUGCUGUCCCCGGAGGUGACAAAACACCAUUAUUGAUUGAGGAAACAAAAUCGGUGCCUUAUCAAGCACCAACUUUUGUGUCAAGUAGACAAAUGUCAAAUGGUUUUGGUGGCGGUGGUGGUGGCGGCGCUGGCGGCGGUGGUGGCGGCGGUGGUGGUGGUGGCAGUGGUGGUGGAAAUGCAGGUUUUGUGGCCAAUGGGGGUAGCGGCGGUGGUGGUGGAAAUGCAGGUUUUGUGGCCAAUGGUGGUGGUGGUGGUGGUGGUGGUGGAGGUGUUGGUGGUGCUGGUGCUGGUGGUGGGGGUAGCGCAGGUGCUGGUUUGACUGCAGCUGGAGGUGGAGGUGGUGGUACUUUUGUUUUCAGCAGUGGUGCUAGUGGAGGUGGCAGUGGUGGAGGGAGCAGUGGGUUUGUUGGAGGUGCAGGAGCUGGUGGUGCUGGAGGUGGAGCUGCUGCAGGUGGUGGUGCUGGAGGUGGAGCUGCUGCAGGUGGUGGUAUGGGAGCUGGCAGUGGGCUAGCUGUGGGUGGUGGGAGCAGUGGUUUUGCCAGAGGAGCAGCAGGGGGAACUGGAGCUGGUGGAGGUGGAGCAGGUGGAGGUGGUGCUGGUAGAGCUUUUGCUGGUGGUGGUGCUAUUAGUUACAGUAUGGCACCAGGUGGUGGCAGCUUCAAACAAUCCUCCUACAGUUACAGUUACAGCAGUAGUGGUGCUUCAAGUACAAGUCGCAAGAUAGCUUAUUCAGGUUACCGUCUACCACCAGCCUAUGUCCCACCUUAA